AUGACAAAUCCAUUUUAUCUUAUAAACAGUUCCUACCAAAUGAAACCUGAGAAAACAAACUGUAAUAUGGAAAGGUUAUCCGAUACGCUAGAUUCAGAACCAAAUAUCACAGAUGGAGGUGGAGGAGAUUAUAAUUUCUCAGAAGAUCGCGAGACCCCACCUGAAGAUUUCCGAGUGAUGAACGUUGUUCCAUGUAUGGACGAUAUUAGGGAUGGUGUAGCACCAAUUCUUUGUCCUGCGCGGAUGAAGGGUGCCUAUGACGACACAUUCCAGUAUUUAGAUAUUCAGUUCAGGUUGAUGAGAGAAGAUUUUCUCAUUCCAUUUCGUGAAGGAAUAUCUAAACUAAGAAAAUUUGGAACCAACAGACAAUGGAAAACAACAGAACUAAAUCUUAGAUUAUACCACAAUGUCCAGAUUGUGAGCUGGAAUUUAAAGGACCACCUAGCGCAUUUGAUUCUAUUAGACGAAAAGCAAACAGAAAAAAUCAAUUGGGCCGUCUCAAAAAGACUCAUACAAGGCUCUCUUGUGUGUUUGUCGAGGGAUAGUUUUCAAACAAUGGUUUUUGCGACCAUUGAUUUCUGUGAGACAUAUAAUAAAGAACAUGGUUUUAUACCAUUUGUUGUAAAAAGUGGAUAUGAUGUUAUUUAUAGCGGUCAUCCAGAUGAUGAGUAUGUGAUGGCUGAAUCUACAACUCUAUUCGAACCUUAUCUUCAUGUAAUGCAGGGGCUACAGGCAAGCUAUACAAAUCUUCCACUAAGAGAAUAUAUCCUCAAGUGUAGGACUGUCUUAAAACCGCCGAGGUAUUUGUUAAAUCAUUACAAAAGUCGCACCGUAUCAAAAUACAAUUUAUCUUGUUUGAUGAAAAGUUGCGAGGAUUGGAAAUGUCCAGUACUGACGACAACAAAAUGGCCGCCAUGUGAGAGCAUGUGUUUAAACAAGUCACAAAGAGAAGCCGCCAUCUUAGCCCUGACAAAAGAAAUGGUGCUCAUUCAAGGUCCUCCAGGGACAGGAAAAACGUAUGUAGGUCUCAAGGUCAUGGAGGCCAUCAUGAAAAACUUGGAUGUUGUGUUCGGCACUGGGCCAGCCACUCCAAUCUUGAUUGUCUGUUACACGAACCACGCCUUAGAUCAGUUCCUGGAAGGGAUUUUAAAGUUCUGUGACGACGGUAUAGUUAGGGUUGGCGGGGGAAGUAAAUGUGAAAAACUUAAAAAAUUCAAUCUGAAAGAAUUAAAAAAACAAGCAUGGGGAAAAAAAUGUGAUCAAUAUUCAUUUAACUAUCAAGAAUAUUAUUCAGAGAAAAAUUCUCUAAAGCAAACACUGCAAUCGUUAAGUAAAAAUUUAGACUCCUUAAAAUACAGAAUCGUCUACGAAGGCGUAAUGAGGAAAUUUAUGGAUGAGAACCAUUAUAGGUCCCUGUGUAAUGACUGUAAAUUUACCGACGACACAAAAUCAAGAAUGGUACAAUGGUUAAAGGCACCUGACGGUCUUCCAGAUGUUAACGUACGUAAAAUAUUGGAAGAUCUUCUGACAAAGUUGGUACUAAGAUGGGAUACAGAACUGCCUUCUCUUAGGGUGUCUUCACACAGUGAAAUACAACAGAGAGCCAGCCUCUACCGGACAGUCGUGUCACGGUAUGAAGAGAAAUUACAAGCUCAGAUUGAAUGCAGCAAUGGCCAGCAAAAAGUGGCAUUGAAAGAAAAACUUGAUUUAUUAAGAUUCAGAUUUGUCGAAGACAAAGUGUUUAAAACGUAUCUGCCCAAAUCUGAAUUUAAAAGAAUUAAAAAAUAUUAUUCAAAAAAAGAACGUUCUGAUAAAGAUACGAUGGUUAAAGUUUGGGUGUUAGGACUAAACAACAAUACGGACGAUCUGUUACAUGAUCUAACAACACUAACUCAAGCUUCGAACAUCCAACAUUCAACAGCUGACAAUAAUGGUGUCGCGAAUCUUGAAUUAUCCAACCCGAUGUUAGACGAAGAAGAUGAAAGUUAUUUUAGAAAUAACUACAGUUUAGAAAUAUACGCAAUACAAGAACUAGAAGAAGAGUACAGAGCAAUAUUAAAUGAAAUUGAGAGAGACAAAAAAAUAUCCGAGCGUAGAUUGAAUAUUAAAGAAUUCAUUGAAAAUCUUUCGACGCCGCCUUUGACUGAAGAUCAAGCAAGGGAGAUAAGAGAUGUAUCACGUUUAGACAUACGUAAAAGAUUUGCCUUAUAUAACAUGUGGUGUCAGGGUUACAGAAGAGAGCUGUUGAAUGAACUUCAACAGACCACAAAGAAUUUUGAAAACUUGAAAAUGAAUAAAGACAGAGAAUCAAAAAGACAAACGGUUUGUCUUUUAAAAGAGGCAAAAGUAAUCGGGAUGACAACAACAGGAGCAGCAAAACAUCGAGACGUUCUCCAUGCUGUAGGCUCUAAAAUUGUAGUCGUCGAGGAAGCGGCCGAGGUAUUUGAGUCCCAUAUAAUCACAGCACUGAAUCCACAAUGCAACCAUCUGAUCCUGAUUGGUGACCACCAACAGCUGAGGCCGAAACCAAACGUCUACGAGCUGGCCAGACACUACGGUCUAGAGGUUUCCUUGUUUGAGAGACUCAUCAAGAACAACGUCCCACAUGUUGUGCUUAAGGUACAGCACAGAAUGCGGCCUGAGAUAUCAAAACUUAUGCGUCACAUUUACCCUGAGCUGGAAGAUGAUGACUCAGUGUUGGAAUAUGAGCAUAUCAGGGGGGUUGAAAAAGAUGUUUAUUUCAUCAAUCACACUGUUAGGGAAACCCAAGUUAAUGACAGCUGUAGCAAACAAAAUUUGCAUGAAGCUAAAUACAUUGUUGCGCUAUGUAUAUAUCUUCUAAAUCAAGGCUAUAGCCCAAAAUCUAUUACAAUUCUUACGGCGUACACCGGGCAAGUGUUAGCUAUAAAGAACAAUGCAGCAUCCCAGUAUCUUGAUAAAGAAGUUAGAGUUGCUGCAGUUGAUGACUUUCAAGGAGAAGAAAACGAUAUCAUUCUACUUUCUCUUGUGAGAAGUAAUGAAAAGAAAAACGUUGGGUUCCUGAAGAUUGACAACAGAAUAUGUGUGGCUUUGUCUCGAGCAAAGAAAGGCUUCUACGUGAUAGGAAACUUUAACAUUUUAUGUGCUCAGAGUUCACUUUGGUCGAGAAUUGUGGAAGACGCAAAAAGCCAAAACAUGUUGGGUGAAGGUCUUCCUGUAUGUUGUCACAAUCACCCGGAAAACAGAGUGGACAUAAAAUCAGCAGAAGAGUUUAAGAAACGCCCGGAAGGUGGGUGUGGCAUGAGGUGUGAUAAGCCACCAGAGUGUGGUCACACAUGUGAACUGCUUUGCCACGGAUACGACCUACAACACAAACGAUGUAACAAGCCUUGUAAAAGAACCUGCAGUGAAGGCCACCCGUGUAAGAAAAUCUGUUCUAUGGAGUGCAGAUGCGAGGUUCUAGUUGUAAGAUCUCUGCCUUGUGGACAUGAGACACGCAUGGCAUGUAGCCAAAAACCAGAAGAAAUAUUUUGUCUAAGUCAAUGUUCUACUGUUCUAGAAUGUUCUCAUCAAUGUUCUGGAAAAUGCGGGCGUUGUUUAAAAUCUAAAGAACACAAACAAUGUAAAGUUCUUGUAAGCCAUACAUUUUCCUGUGGUGAUGUAGCUGAGAUGCCAUGUUACAAAACCAAGUCAGACCCAGCAUGCCAGAGAGUGUGUGGAACUAUUUUAGACUGCAAGCACAGUUGUACUGGAACAUGUUCUACUUGUACGACUGACAAACAUGUCGUCUGUUCUGUUCAGGUCAGUCACACCUGGCCGUGUGGUCACGUGUGUGUCGUACCUUGUCAUGUAAGUCGCUCUGAUCCGCCAUGUCAACAGGUAUGUAAUGUUUCACUACCAUGUAGUCACAGGUGUCGAAACAUUUGCUCGGACUGUGCUAAAAAUGGUCACAAUUUAUGUAUGGAAACAUGCAAGAAAGUUUUAAAAUGUGAUCACAUCUGUAAAAGUAGAUGCAGCAGUUGUCUUAAUGGAUCUCAUCAGUUAUGUGAAGAGAUUUGUGGUCAAGAAUUGACAUGUGGACAUAAAUGUCAGGAUAAAUGUGGGAUUUGUUCCCAGAGCUCCCACCCAACAUGUUUACAAGAAUGUCAGGAUAAAUUACCUUGUGGACACAAGUGUAGGGGAAAAUGUGGAGUUUGUUCCCAAAACUCCCACCCAACAUGUUUACAAGAAUGUCAGGAUAAAUUACCUUGUGGACACAAGUGUAGUGGAAAAUGUUCGGAGUGUAAGCGGAGAGAACGACAUCAAGAAUGUCAAGAGACGUGUACCAAAACACUGCUAUGUGGACAUGCGUGUACAGGUCAAUGUGGACAACCUUGUCCAACCUGUCAAAAUCCAUGUCCGAAUUCUUGUAAGCACAGAUCCUGUAGGAACAAGAAAUAUGCGCACAAAUGUGGCGAACCUUGUCAGCCUUGCGAGAACACAGCUGUGGUGAAAUGUCAACACACCAAGAUGAGAAAAACGUGCAGCGAGGUGUGGACAAAGAAGCCUUGUCAACAGCAAUGUACCAAAACAUUAAAUUUUUACAUUACGAAAAAUGUCAAACCAUACACAUGUCGUCACGAAUGUUCUGGAAUCUGCAACGAGCCCUGCGUUUGUGCCAUCUGUGAGAGCGUGUGUUCCAUCGAUCAGAAAAUCUUAUCGACACAAGAAGUUGCAGAACGAGAGGAUUUGACAACAACAAGGCGACUUUUGAUAAAGCUUCAGUUUUGUUCUCAUAUAUUUUAUGUGGAUGAACUGGAUAAAUACAUGAAAUCUUUCGACCCAAAUGGUACAGAAUAUAUUGGUUGUCCUGAAUGUUCAUAUCCCAUUAUGAACUGUUUGAGGUAUGACAACAUUUUAAAGGAGCGGCAUGUAAGAAGAGAAACAAGGAAACAACUUUCUGGUGCUGCAUCUCAUCUUGUGGAGGUAAAAAGAGAAACAAGACGGAAGCCCAAACAGAAACUGAUGAAACCACAUCGUAGAUUAAAUGAUCUGGAUGAGCAACAAAGCUUUCAUCACAACAGACAUAGCCCACACCCUUCAAUCGUGCGUACUCAACGGUAUGAUUCCAGAAAGAUGUUCAAAUCUACCUCGAUGAUAUUACACCCUACAACGAGGUUUGAGAAUGUCACCUCUAGAGGAAACACAUUUGACAGACAACCUAGAUACCAAUCUGGCAAGCAACACGCGUACAUGAAUGAUGGUCAUAGUUCUGGAUACUCCGGAACUUUUACUGCAAAUAGAAGUUCGGUAAACUCCACUGAGGACUGUAGUAGGAGAUCAAUGGAACGGGACUUCAGUAGAAGGCAUCGAGGCUUAAGUGAAACAUCUUCACCAAGAGCUAAACAACACCAUCGUAACUCAGAAUCUUUAGCUGAACGUCAGACACUCUCUGAACAAAGAGACGAUACAAGUUCUGCUAGAUUUUAUUUCGAAGAUUUGACCCAAGAGCCAAACAAACGUGAAGCCUUGAGGCGCAAGAACCACUCCUACUGGAACCGUAAAUACUAACAUUUAUGAUGGCCGGAAUUUUUAAAAAUAGGUAUUCAUCACACAGCAGGGCAAAUAUAAUUUGCUAACAUUUAGGAGGGCGGUAGGGGAUAAAAACUGUCAACCAUUAAAAAACAACUAGGCUAUAUGUUUUAAAAUGGCAAUUUAAACAUUGGUUAAAAAACAUUCUGUAAGAAUGUAUUUAUUUAAAUGAAUUUUUAUUAUUUUACACUUGUACAAUAGUUUUAAUAAUUUUUUUUCAAUUUUAAUAUUUUGAUUCUUCUAAAUAAUUCAGUUGGUUUGUGUGAAUAUUUUAAGCAUUAUUCACUCUUCGCGUUUCAUAAUACAAUGAAGCAGGAGUGAAUAUUUAGUUAUGUAUGUAUUGUGAAUGCAUUUUUAAUAUUUAUAACUUGAUUAUUACAUAUAAAUAAUAUGUUUAAAAUGAUUUUCAUUAAAUGUUUAGAUAACACGAGGUGACCCGCGGCGUAGCAUACGCCUCUAUUUAGUUGUUUUAUUUUCCAUUUAUUUUUAAGUAAUUCAUAAUUUAAUUUUGUAAAUUCGACACUACCAAUGCUGCAACUGAAAAUAUUCAGCUUUAAAGCACUAUCAGUAGAUUUGAAGGACGAUUAUUCUCCCUUUCCCCUCUCCCGCAUUCUCCACCCCGGUGAAAGCAGCCGUCCAUGACGACAGUUUACAAACUACAAUGAAAAGAU
Physella acuta is the source of this 6221-nucleotide messenger RNA. RefSeq names its product NFX1-type zinc finger-containing protein 1-like. NCBI's taxonomy places the organism in Eukaryota, Metazoa, Mollusca, Gastropoda, Physidae. Gene Ontology annotation, molecular function: helicase activity; zinc ion binding. Gene Ontology annotation, biological process: regulatory ncRNA-mediated heterochromatin formation. The record is from RefSeq and is a predicted model, not a curated record. Gene Ontology annotation, cellular component: nuclear RNA-directed RNA polymerase complex; nucleus.